ACAGCCCGACUUUUCGUGUGGACUUGACCUUUGACCUCACCUUCACCACCAACAAUCUCCAUCCACCAGACUCGGUACUAACAGUCAAGAUGGGCAAGGGACUCAAGAAGCACCAGAAGCGCCUCAGCGCGCCCUCGCACUGGCUUCUCGACAAGCUGUCGGGCACCUACGCUCCCCGCCCUUCGGCCGGUCCCCACAAGCUCCGCGACUGCAUGCCCCUGAUCGUCUUCCUGCGCAACCGCCUCAAGUAUGCGCUGAACUUCCGCGAGACCCGCUCCAUCAUGAUGCAGCGCCUCGUCAAGGUUGACGGCAAGGUCCGCACCGACAUCACCUACCCCGCUGGCUUCAUGGACGUCAUCACCAUCGAGAAGACCGGCGAGAACUUCCGCCUCAUCUACGACAUCAAGGGCCGCUUCACCGUCCACCGUAUCCAGGCUGAGGAGGCCGAGUACAAGCUCGGCAAGGUCAAGCGUGUCCAGCUUGGCCGUGGUGGAGUCCCAUUCUUGGUCACGCACGAUGCCAGGACCAUCCGCUACCCUGACCCUCUGAUCAAGGUCAACGACACCGUCAAGAUCGACCCUUGCCACUGGCAAGAUCACCGACUUUAUCAAGUUCGACACCGGCGCCAUUGCCAUGGUCACCGGUGGCCGUAACAUGGGU
Verticillium alfalfae VaMs.102 is the source of this 660-nucleotide messenger RNA. Its product is annotated as 40S ribosomal protein S4-A. The record is from RefSeq and is a predicted model, not a curated record. Bases 90 to 653 code for a protein of 187 amino acids. Gene Ontology annotation, molecular function: RNA binding; structural constituent of ribosome. Gene Ontology annotation, biological process: translation. NCBI's taxonomy places the organism in Eukaryota, Fungi, Ascomycota, Sordariomycetes, Glomerellales, Plectosphaerellaceae. The transcript has 3 exons. Gene Ontology annotation, cellular component: ribosome; cytosolic small ribosomal subunit.